UGCGCGUUCUUGAGCCACGCACCUGCAAGAUGACGUCAUACCGUGGCUUCACUGCAGGUUGACCUUGUCUAGAGGAGCAUUAGUGAAAAAAAACAGGGUAGCCCUGAGACAAUAGGAUGCCGUCACGACCAAUGAGACUGGCCUGCAGGGGGCGCAAGGAUUCACUUCUCUCUUGGACACUGGCGGGUGUAGACACGGUAAUUAUGAUCCUGGCGUUGGCCGUCAGUGGAAGAGCGUAGCUUAGGUGGGGUUCUGUCUGCCUCUGAUGGGGUGCGGAUGUAUGGUUCGUCACUGGUGAAUGGUGUUCGACGAUGCAGGUGGAUUUUGUGACAAGCGGAUUUACAAUGAGGGAAUGCUGUGAACGGGAAAAAUGAUGAGCUGUCCUAACUUGCCCAGACAUGCCGUGAUGACGUCACAGCUGACGUCACAGGAUGUCCGGAACUGGUGGUCAUAGCUGCGAUGCUUUGCAACCUGCCUCUGUGCUCCGUCGCCCAGCGACGCACCCAAGAGAACGGGCAUGCUCAAAGGUCUACGGAUGAAGGCUCAGGGUGGAUACGCACACCUGGGCUACUUCCUUCCCAUCUACUUGUCCCCCAUCCUCUACGACGGGUCCCAAGAAAGCAAGUAUCUCUAUUUCGUGCUGCUUCUACUCUUUCUGUGGGCGUUCAACUCUAUUCCAAAACCCAUAACUGCUUUCCUGCCCGUCGUCAACUACCCACUCAUCGGCGCUAUGACGCCGAACCAAGUCGCGGCUCACUACCUUUCGGUGGAAGUGUUGAGCACAACAGCCGUACUUCUCCUGGUGUCAGCAGUGGAUUCCGCUACAACAAUCGUGCCUCGCAUCGGGCUCAAACUCUGCUCUCACUAUGGACUCCGUAGAGCAAAGCCUUUCCUGAUCCUGUGCCUGUUCACGUUCCUCGCAGCCAUGUUCUGCUCGACCACCACACUUGCUGCUCCGCUGCUUUACUUCAUCGAUAGAGUGUUGCAAUUUCUGCAUAACGAACACUUGGACACCACCUCCGAGCAUUCUGCACGCUAUCGGUCCCAGGACAACACUAACGCAUCCACGGGAAAAGACGCAGAUGAUCUUUUUGAUAAACUUGCAGAGGCCGUGAUUCGCAUGAGAUCUGCAAGGCCUUCUCCACGAAGACAGCGUGGAAGACGUGGCAGAGCCGGACACACCGAUUAUACUGACGCCAAAGAAAUCCUUAGUGAUAGCUGUGCUUCUCCUGACCAUCGCACCCCUCUCAAACGAAGACAUUCUUUAGCGUCCACACGAGAAUUCUCAAGCAUGAUCAUUGGCGAUGAAGCAACGAGUCCAGCGGACGUACGGCGCACCGAACGGCGCAUGGAACGGCGCCCUUCUAUCCUGAAGUCCACCCCGUCUUCUGCAAAGGCCUCGAGGCGAUCGUCCGUGGUCGACUUUGCGCCUGUAGAGAAAAGUGCAAAAACAGAAACUAAUCAAAAUAAGAAAAGUCCUGAAGGCACCAGAAAGGCUGUGGUACAACACGAGAGCCUAUUAUCCGACUCUCCGAAGGCCCCGAGUCCGGAACCUAUGCGCUCAGUGGAUCUUCGCCCCAGAGGCUCACGAGCAUCAGUGCAAACGUUAUCAGGAUCCCUCAACACUACCUUCUACACGGUACGAGGAAGUCGAGGGACGCUGGUCGAAGAAAUCGAAGGAUACGGAUUCGUCAGGCGCCACAGCUUGGCAGGGACGCGCCGAGCUUCGAUGGGUAGAGCUUCUAGUGUCUCUCAAAUCACUGCCCUCAAUGAAAUGGAAAAGGCUACGAAAGCACGCGAACGGAGACGCUUAGAUAUGAGAAGCGCGUUCCUCAUCGCACCUGCCAUAGUCUGCAUGCUGGGCAGUCUAUCCAGCCUCGCUACAAUACCUGGGAAAGAAGCUAUCGUGGCCCUACUGCAGCAUGUCCAAGAAGUCCGCAGGAAUCGGACGCUUGCAAUCAAAAUGGACAUAGUUGAAAUAAACCUUUGGACGUGGACUGCGAUCGUUCUUCCGGCAUGCCUGGUCGUCUUCGCCUUCUGCUGCUUGUAUUUCUACAUGACGAACUUACGCCCCUACGAACUUGGGGAAGCGGACCAGCAGGAAACAGUAACGGCCUCCGCAAAAACCAGGCUCCGGGCGAUGGGACCCCUAUCAGGGCUGGACUACUUGUUCCUCUACUGUCUCGGAAUAUACGUCGCUUGUACAGCUGUGGUGAUGUUCUCCGGUCUUGAGAGAUUGCUGCCUCAAGUAAGCCUUCUAUCCAUCACGUUGGUAGUGGUGUCAUUCAAAGUGCCCUGGUCAAGGACUGAGCUCGUCACUGUGGAGUUGGUCAAAUCUAAGCUCCCUUGGGGCGCUCUCUUAAUGCUUGGCGCCUCUCACGCCGUUACGCAACUUGUGCUGAAGAAAGAUCUCGUGGGAUACACAAUGCGAUAUAUUCACAUCAAUAAAUAUUUUUGGACCCAUCAGCCACCCAUCGUGAGUCAAACCGUCCUGGCAACGUUCGCAUCUCUAAUGGCUGAAAGUACCAACAACGCUGUGCUUACUGGUGUCCUUAUGGAUGUUAUCAAAGGCGUUGCUAUGGACACCAAUAGAUACGUGGUUUACUAUGCAAUACCGGUGGCCAUCGGUGCCUGCACCAAUACCAUCCUACCAAUGUCAGUGCCAUUGGUGUUUCUACAUGACUGCACUGACGUUACCCUCUUGCAACUCUUGGUGAUUGGCGUUGCGGUGAAGGCACUUCUGAUUGCAUUGGUGAUGUUGUCGGUGAACACCACAGGACGCGUACUGCUCAACGUCGCUGAUCCUAUUGUGCCUUACCAUCGCCCAGUGAUCUUCAACGCUACCAAUUUGACAAUCACCGGCGAAGAAGUCCCAUAGAAUUUGUACAAAUGAACGCUGGAACAGCACUGAUCAAUGCUUUUAAUGUCGCUUGGGGCCAAUACAGAAGCUCCUACUACAAAAUAGUAUAGACGUGCAAUUCAUCAGAUUUAUCCAUGCAAUAAAUGCGAUGUACCUUGG
Ornithodoros turicata is the source of this 3019-nucleotide messenger RNA. RefSeq lists its product as uncharacterized. Lineage: Eukaryota; Metazoa; Arthropoda; Arachnida; Ixodida; Argasidae. Gene Ontology annotation, cellular component: membrane. Gene Ontology annotation, molecular function: succinate transmembrane transporter activity; citrate transmembrane transporter activity. The coding region runs from base 518 to 2878 and encodes 786 amino acids. The record is from RefSeq and is a predicted model, not a curated record. The transcript is spliced from 18 exons. Gene Ontology annotation, biological process: citrate transport.